AUGGGUAAGCUGCCAGCACCAGCUGGAGGUGGAGGUUCGAUUUCGGUCGCGUCAAUCCUGUUACUAUCCUUAUGGUUGACAUUUGGAUUAGCUCAGGAAUAUGGAUGUCCACCUCAAGAUAAGAUACUCCCAUGCCGAUGUUCUACCAGGGACAUGGAAUUCCAAAUAUGGUGCAGUCACAGCGAACUACCACGCGUCCUGGAGGGUCUAAAGGCAGUAAGUCGUCACGUGAGCCAUCCCGUAGAUGAGCUCAUUCUCGAGAAUAACAAUUUACCCAGUCUACCGGGACACGUAUUCGCAAGUCUUCGGGUUCUGAGAUUGAUGCUGCGAAACAAUCGUCUGGAGCGGGUUUCGUCGGGCUGGCUUGAAGGGCUUCAAGAUUCAUUGCUGGAGCUUUUUUUAGUCGAGCCCGAUCUUCGAUCGUUGCCAGUCGAUAGUUUGGAAAAUCUUCAAGGCAUGGAAGCUGUUACGUUGCAGAGCAAAGUUAUGAAAAGACUUCCAAGUUUCACUGGCUUGUCAAAACUACGUUAUCUGCAGAUAAAUUCGCCAAGUUUGAUCGAACUGACUCCCCGUAAUUUUCGCGAUUUACCGAGUCUCGAGCAAUUUCACGUUUUUGGCAGUCCAAAACUUGGUCGUCUCGAGGCUGCCUUUCUGAGAGAUUUGCCACGAUUACAGUUAGUAAAUAUCAGCGACUGUGGCAUACAUUGGUUACACCCACGAACCUUCAUUAAUUUGCCAGAGCUAAGAGAAAUAGCUCUAGUUGGCAAUGAGAUUCAAGAUGCUAUGAUGGUUGGGAAAGCUUUGGUAGAUUUACCUGCUCUUUCGGUGCUGCAAUUAGACAAGAAUAAAAUUCUGAGAUUGGGAGAAGGUUCUUUUGUCGACUUACCAAUGAUUACGAGAAUAAGUGUCAGUAAUAAUCGAAUAACUGAAAUAUUUCCAAGCGCUUUUCAACGCUUACCGCUUUUGCGCACGCUCAAUCUCAAUCAUAAUCGAAUACACCGCAUCCAUCCAGAUUUCUUUCCUCAGCGUAAUCGCGAUGGAAAUGGUCUCGAAGAAAUUUGGCUGAUGGAUAACGACAUAGGGCAUGUAUCUGAGAUACGUUCGAUUCUUGAAGCCCUGCCUCGAUUGAAAUUUUUAGAAGCCAGUUAUAAUCAAAUACAAGAAAUUCCAUUUGGUUCUUUGCGCGGGCAUUCGAGCUUGGAGCGACUGCAUCUCGAUUACAAUAGAUUAAGCUUUUUGCAAAGAGACGUUUUCAUCGAUAUGCCGGCCUUGAGAGAAUUGAGAUUGAGAAAUAAUUCCUUGACCAAUGCACCUGACACGCCUUUUUGGAAUUUGCCGGCUCUCAAGGGUUUGGAUAUAUCUGGUAAUUUUUUCCGACAUAUCGAGCCUCGUUUGUUGACAAAUUUGCCGAGUUUGCGUCGUUUGGAUAUCAGUGAAAAUACAGUAGCUCUAGUAGAGCCAGAUGCUUUCUUGAACACGCCGGGUUUGGAGCAUAUAAACAUGUCAGGAAAUUCCCUAUCUGUGCUUCAUCCUAUGACGUUCCGGCAUUUGACCAAUUUAUACGAAUUGGAUUUAGGCUGGAAUCGUCUGCUUGAAAUAAUUCCAGGACUACCUCGAAAUAUUGAACAUCUUCACUUGCCGAUGAAUCGAAUAAUCGCCCUUCCGCCGGCACGGGAUUCCGACUCUUUGGUCUUACCGCAACUUCGGUCGUUAGAUUUGAGUGCAAAUGGAAUCGAGCACAUUCAACCUGGAACUCUGGUUGGUCUGCCCAACUUACGUAGGCUUAAUCUUGGUUUUAACGCUCUGACAAUCAUCGAAGAGGGAGGUUUCGACGGGCUCGACAGACUGGAACAAUUGGAUUUAAAGUACAACCGAAUAGGUCUAUUGCAAGCAAGAUGUUUCAGACCUCUCAGAAAUUUGCUGGACUUGAGCUUAAGGGGCAACAGAUUGGAGAUGAUCAGACCGGACGUUUUCGAAGAUAACGGUCGACUGCAACGAUUGGAUAUAAGUAGAAAUAAUCUCGCUCAAAUUCCUCAUGCAACUUUUGCCUUCACCAGAGAAUUGCGGGAACUUUACGCCUCCUACAACGGACUCGCCGAGCUACCGAAUUCCUUGCACAAUCUCGAGGCGCUCCAGAUUCUCGAUUUGAGCUUCAACCAAUUGACGAAUUUAUCUCCCGCUACGCUGAGCAGCUUGACAAAUCUCAUCGAGCUCCGACUCGUGCGCAACAGGGUGCGAGAAUUGCUCGAGGGAGCCUUCGACAGGCUACCUCGAUUGGCGCUCAUCGACCUGGAGAGCAACGACCUCUCUCUGGUCGAAAGAAGUGCCGUAAGAUCGCUGCCAGAGCUGCAAGCCAUUAGGCUGGGAAAAAAUAGAAUCCAAGUGAUACCAAGCGGAGCAUUUUCGGAACUGCCAAUGUUACAGAGCGUCGAGCUGCAAGAAAACCGAAUUCAGGAAAUCGCCGAGAAUGCUUUCAUCAACGUUCCUCAUCUUCUUGUGCUUAAUCUCAGCCAAAAUCUUCUGACCAGCCUCGAGCAUAUGGGUCUUGAAAGCCUAAGAUCGUUGGAGGUACUCGAUCUCAGCGAAAACCGAAUUACUCGAGUUUCCAGCAAGAGUCUAGCAGCCAUGGAGUGGCUCGUAGAAUUGAAGAUGGAUAACAAUAAAAUUUGUACCAUUCAAGGCUCGCCCUUCGACGACAUGCCCCGAUUGCGCGUGUUGAGCUUGAGAAGCAACAGGAUGGCUUCGGUCUCCGAGAGCGCCUUCAAACGCCUGCGUUCCAACAUCGCUGUGCUCGACAUCGACGGUAAUCCUUUGUCCUGCUCAUGCGGCAUGCUCUGGUUACGGGGCUGGCUGCAGCAAGCCUCUUCGGAAGGUCCUCGCUGCGCCGACGGCUCCUUGUUCAAGGAAAUUCGACUGUCGCAGCAAGAUUGUCAACGAGAACGUCGACUCGAGCCCGUUUUUCCAGGCUGCGAAAAUGAGGCGCUCGGCACGAAUCCUGGCUCGAUCACGCCCUAUGUUCAAAAUACCGAACCUCAGGCAUCGUGGAAUAAAAAUACUCCAUCGCGAGUGCCCGGUCAAGACGCCAACUAUCUCUACGACGACUACGACGAGGAUUCGGAGACCGAAACGAGCGCCGAUUUAAGCAACGCGAUAAACGGUAGUUUGUCGACCGCACUAGCUCCAGCACCGAUGCUUACGCAAUCGGCCCCGCCAAUGAGUAAUGAAGCACCCAAAGAUCCAAGUUCAUCCAACAUCAAGAACAAUAGCGGGCAGAACAACAGCAAUAAAAUCAAUGGGAGUAUUAAAAAAAAUCCAGUAAUACCACCAUCUCCUAGCAGUUCCGGCUUCACUUUCUUCGGUGUUCCUCUUCCAAAUUUGAGUUUUAAUUUGUGGGGUAAUUCUGGAAAAAAGUCGGAGCGUAAAGAUGAUGGUAUUGCAAUAUCUUCAUCGUCGCAAUCUUCCUCAUCCUCAUAUUUACGUCCAGGCAGAGGACGAUACAGAAAUUUUCCUCCAACUGAACCAGAAAUUCAUAGAGGUGGUUUUGUACCGAUGCCCCGAGGCCAUAGUGGCUUUGUACCAAUUACCAAUCCUCGGUUGGAACAGCAAAAUAAUAAUGGAAGUAACCAUAAUACAGAUCAAGAAACUACUGGUCAGUUAGUUCAUGAGCGCCAAAGUAUAAAAUUUUCUAAUUAUAGUAUUGGUAAAGUUGAACGAACGGCUCCUCUUGUUAAUCACACAACUUCUAGAAAUAGCAACCAUUCACAUAUUGCGGAUCCUGCGAAAUCCAACAAUACAUUGAAACUACCGACAACUUUGGCUCAGCAGAAACAAUAUUAUAGAACAAGUACCACACUAAGAACCACAACGACUACUGAAGACGAAAACGAAACGCCAACUGAAAGUUAUGAAUUCGAUGAAGAAAGUGGGAGUAGUCGAGUAACAUGGAAUAUUUCUGAACCAAAAAAUCAGGUAAUGAAAGGUGCCACCAAAGGCACCGUUAGUGCUGUCGUGGAGGUAAUGGACUCUGAAAGUAAAAAUCACGAUGCAAAUAAUGUCUUUAAUAAAACAUACGAAGAAUUGAAUAUAGAAAGAGAUACUACAAUGAUUAAUUCCAUGGUAACGAGUGAACCAGAACCUGAAAUUAUUACUACUGAUAUUAUUCAUACGAUGCAAGAUAUAGCAAUGGAUCAAAGCUUGUAUCGAGUAACACCUCGAAAUCAACAACAACCAACUGUUACUCAACAAAUCAGUCGAAAUAUGGAAGCCUCUGCUCUAUCAGCUCUUUUAGCACCUAACGGUCAAGUUCCAUCGGUACCAUUAGUUUAUAGUAACACAAGGCCUUUGGGACGUCCGACAAUUACAAAAGUUGCUUCGCCUUAUCUCGACAACAAUGGUGAUAAAAUUCAAGAACAAGUUGAACAGUUGCUAGCCAAAGAAGAUAGUCAUUUGAGUGGAUCGUCGGUCGAUGAAACUGUCAAAGCUGUCGAAGAUGCAGAUUUCAAUUGGUACUUUCAACAUUACAAUGAUACAGAUUUGGAACCAUUCGUAGGGGUGGUUUAUGGAAACACGGUACCUUCGAAAGCUGCGGAAAUAAACUUAGCCGUUGGAUUAUUAGUCACGAGUUUCAUGCGAUUUAUUCUGUAAAAAUUGCCACUCAAGAUAUGAAUUUAUUGUAAAUUUUCAUGCUUUUAUAAAUAAUGAUCUCUACGUAUCUAUUUUUAAAAUGCAUAUUAAAAGAUGAAUGCAAUUCAAUUCGGAAACAAAGAUAAGCGCAGAAUUCGACGUGAGUUCAGUGGCACAAACUUACUUUUAUCCGUGAACUAUUUUAUUCGAAGCAACUUUAAUUGGCAAUCAAUUUUACGAUAUUACACGCUAAUUUUAUUUAUUUCAAUGUAGGCACAAAUUGUACAAGAUGCCGUUAAAUAAUAUCUAUUUUGAAAUUAAUAAC
This is a messenger RNA of Trichogramma pretiosum, 4948 nucleotides long. RefSeq names its product protein artichoke (gene atk). Bases 1 to 4644 code for a protein of 1547 amino acids. The record is from RefSeq and is a predicted model, not a curated record. Gene Ontology annotation, molecular function: protein binding. Lineage: Eukaryota; Metazoa; Arthropoda; Insecta; Hymenoptera; Trichogrammatidae. The transcript has 14 exons.